UGAGGAGGCGCGGGCCGCCGCAGGCUGGGACGCUGCAGUGCGCCGUCCGGAGCCCCUGGACGAGGCCCAGGGAGCCGCUCGCCCAGACCCCGCCGCCCGAUGUCCUCAAGAUGGAGGUAGGGGGGAGGGCGCCGUGAAGAAAGCCGCGCUGUGGGCGCGGGGGCCAGGGCGCGGGCGCUCCGGGCGGAGGCGGUGGCGGGAUGGGGCUGCUGCUUAUGAUCCUGGCGUCCGCCGUGCUGGGCUCCUUACUCACGCUGCUCACCCAGUUCCUGCUGCUUUACCGCAAACAGCCCGAGCCGCCGCCGGACGAGGCCGCCCGCGCGGCCGACGGCUUCCGCUACAUCAAGCCGGUGCCGGACCUGGCCCUGAGAGAGUACCUUUAUGGCGGCGGCGGGGCUGAGGAGCCCUCCGGCGGGCCACCCGAGGGCGGCCCGACUCCGGCCCCCGAGACCCCCGCCCCGCCGACGCGGGAGACCUGCUACUUCCUAAACGCCACCAUCCUGUUCCUGUUCCGGGAGCUGCGGGACACCGCGCUGGCCCGCCGCUGGGUCACCAAGAAGAUCAAGGUGGAGUUCGAGGAGCUGCUGCAGACCAAGACGGCCGGGCGCCUGCUGGAGGGGCUGAGCCUGCGGGACGUGUUCCUGGGCGAGGCCGUGCCCUUCAUCAAGACCAUCCGGCUCCUCCGGCCCGUGGUGCCCUCGGCCACCGGGGAGCCCGACGUUCCUGAGGGGGAGGCGCUGCCCGCCACCUCCCCCGAGGAGCUGGCCUUCGAGGCGGAGGUGGAGUACAGCGGGGGCUUCCACCUGGCCAUCGACGUGGACUUGGUCUUCGGCAAGUCCGCCUACCUGUUCGUCAAGCUGUCCCGGGUGGUGGGGAGGCUGCGCUUCGUCCUCACCCGCGUGCCCUUCACCCACUGGUUCUUCUCCUUCGUGGAGGACCCGCUGAUCGACUUCGAGGUGCGCUCCCAGUUCGAAGGGCGGCCCAUGCCGCAGCUGACCUCCAUCAUCGUCAACCAGCUCAAGAAAGUCAUCAAGCGCAAGCACACCCUCCCGAGUUACAAGAUCAGGUUUAAGCCGUUUUUCCCAUUCCAAACCUUGCAAGGAUUCGAAGAAGAUGAUGAAGAGCAUAUCCAUAUACAACAAUGGGCACUUACGGAAGGCCGCCUUAAAGUUACAUUGUUAGAAUGUAGCAGGUUACUUAUUUUUGGAUCCUAUGACAGAGAGGCAAAUAUUCAUUGCACACUUGAGCUGAGCAGUGGCCUUUGGGAAGAAAAACAAAGGAGUUCUAUUAAGACGGUUGAAUUAAUAAAGGGGAAUUUACAAAGUGUCGGACUUACACUUCGUCUUGUCCAGUCAACUGACGGGUAUGCUGGGCACGUCAUAAUUGAGACCGUGGCCCCAAACUCGCCUGCUGCAAUUGCUGAUCUUCAGCGGGGAGAUCGACUGAUUGCUAUUGGAGGUGUGAAAAUCACAUCUACACUGCAAGUGUUGAAGCUUAUCAAGCAGGCUGGUGACCGAGUCCUGGUAUAUUAUGAAAGGCCUGUUGGCCAGAGUAACCAGGGUGCAGUGCUGCAAGAUAACUUUGGACAGUUGGAAGACAACUUUCUGAUAGGCCCAUGCCAACCAAACUAUGAAGAGGAAACAAGUGGGUUGGCAGUAGAUGCUGAAAACAGAGACCUGGAUUCUGAAUUUGAAGACUUAGCAAGUGAUGUGAGAGCACAAACUGAGGUCAAGGAUGAGGCACAGUCAUUAAGUCACAGUCCCAAACGUACUCCAACAACACUUUCUGUUAAACCCCUUGGAACUAUAUCACCAGUUUUAAACCGUAAAUCAGUUGUAGGAAGUUACCCACCACCCCCAAAACUUCCAUCCAAAGAAGAAAAUAAGCCCUUGGCCCUAAAAUCUUCUGAGAUAACAGAACCAGCACAAGUGUCAAAACCCACCCAAGGAUCCACUUUCAAACCACCUGUGCCACCACGACCACAAGUCAAAGUUCCUUUACCUUCUGCUGAUGCCCCAAAUCAGGCAGAACCAGAUAUUCUCGUUGAAAAGCCAGAGAAGGUGCUGCCACCGCCUGCUGCAGAUAAACCUGCUGAAAAGCAAGCGAAAAAUCUGGAUCACGUCGAAGAAGCAGCUACAGCUAAGCAGCUUCCAGCAAAGCAAGAAGUGGCAAAAGAUUUGACUUCAGAAAGUUCCUGCACUCCUAAGGACAGUUCAGAUGACCAUCAAACGUGGGAGUCAUCAGAAAUUCUUUAUCGUAAUAAGCUCGGAAAAUGGACAAGAACCAGAGCCAGCUGUCUCUUUGACAUAGAAGCCUGCCACAGGUACUUAAACAUCGCACUGUGGUGCAGGGAUCCUUUCAAAUUAGGGGGUCUCAUCUGUUUGGGGCAUGUCAGCUUAAAACUUGAAGAGGUGGCUUUAGGAUGCUUAGCUACAUCGAACAUGGAAUACCUUUCCAAAUUCAGACUGGAAGCCCCAUCACCUAAGGCCAUGGUCACGAGAACCGCGCUACGUAAUCUGAGUAUGCAGAAGGGGUUCAAUGACAAAUUUUGUUUCGGUGAUAUUACUGUUCACUUCAAAUAUCUGAAAGAAGGAGAGCCAGACCACCAUGUAGUUACUAACUUAGAGAAAGAAAAAGAACUCCAUUUGGUCGAAGAGGUUUCUGCCCUUCCUAAAGAGGAGCACUUUGUUGGACAGAUGGGUUUAACAGAAAAUAAACAUAGUUUCCAGGAUACUCAGUUCCAGAACCCAACUUGGUGUGAUUACUGUAAGAAAAAAGUUUGGACUAAAGCUGCUUCCCAGUGUAUGUUCUGUGCUUAUGUUUGCCAUAAAAAAUGUCAGGAAAAGUGUCUAGCCGAGACUCCUCUUUGUGGAGCAACUGAUCAACGGAUAGACCGGGCCCUGAAAAAUCUCAGGCUGGAAGGACAAGAAGCCCUCUUAGGCCUGCCCCCUCGUGUUGAUGCUGAAGCUGGGAAGUCAGUCAACAGAAUGACAGGUUUGACAAGACAUAUUAUCAAUACGAGCUCUCGUUUGUUAAAUCUGCGUCAAGUCUCUAAAACUCGCCUUUCUGAGCCAGGGACUGAUCUAGUAGAACCUUCACCAAAACACACACCCAACACAUCAGACAACGAAGGCAGUGACACAGAGAUCUGUGGCCCAAACAGCCCUUCUAAACAGGGCAACAACACAGGAAUAAAAUUAGUGAGAAAGGAGGGUGGUCUGGAUGACAGCGUUUUCAUUGCAGUUAAAGAAAUUGGUCGUGAUCUGUACAGGGGGUUGCCUACAGAGGAGAGGAUCCAGAAACUAGAGUUCAUGCUAGAUAAACUGCAGAAUGAAAUUGAUCAGGAGUUGGAACAUAAUAAUUCCCUUGUUAGAGAAGAAAAAGAGACAACCGAUACGAGGAAAAAAUCACUUCUUUCUGCUGCUUUGGCUAAAUCAGGUGAAAGACUGCAAGCUCUAACACUUCUUAUGAUCCACUACAGAGCAGGCAUUGAAGAUAUUGAAUCUUUAGAAAGUCUGUCCUUAGACCAGCACUCCAAAAAAAUAAGCAAGUACACAGAUGAUACAGAAGAAGACCUUGAUAGUGAAAUAACCCAACUAAUAGACUCUCAGCCAUUCAGUAGCAUAUCAGAUGACUUAUUUGGCCCAUCUGAGUCUGUGUAACAGUCUGUUUAAACUUUCUAGUGAUUGAGGAAAAGUUGCAUCUAAAGUACCACAGAUACAACCACAUUUAAACCCUCUUAUUAUGCACUUUGGCCUGCUUCUUCACAGUUAUUUGCUUGUGUAAGAGCUAGAGUGGGAAAGGUGGUUUUCCAGCAAAAACAUGAUCAGCUCACUAAAUUGGUUGUUUCAGAUUGCAUUUAUAGCUAUGCUUUUUGGGUUUAUACUGGGAAUUUAUUUUUACUAAUUUAUUUUUAACUUUUUCUAAUUAUGUAAUUAUGUAAGCUUUUUGUGUUUAUGUAGGUGUGAUGUCUCAUUGUGGUUUUUUUUCCUUCCUCUUCCUAGUUUUUGAAUUAGUGUUAAAUAGGAUACUGUCCAGAUUCUUGAAAUAUUUUCAUUUCCAUCACAGUUAUAACAACAAAUUUGCUGCAUGCCCAAAUUGACAACAGCAAUCAUUGAGGGAACAGGUUUUGAAUCGUACUUUGUGUUAUGAAGUUUGUCAUAUCUACUUGCUUGAGAUUUUUGUUAUUUUGGCGUUUGGGGGAGUGCUUUUUGUUUUGAUUUUGCCAAAUGUAACAUGAAAGCCACAGCUUUAGUUAGUUAUGCUGAUUUAGUAAAAAAAAAAAAGUUUUACAUAUAUUGCUUGUUUUUUAUGCUUUUGUGAAAUUUUUUUCUAAAGCUUAUGUGCAGUUUAAGUAUAGUGAGAAUAUAGUGAUUAAUUUGAAGAGCUUGCAUUGAAAAACAAAAUGCAACAGGGAAUAAAUACAGAAUGCAGUUGGUCAAGAAUUUUGAGAGGAUGACCAGAUUACUAAAACAAACAAAAAACAGUAACCAGCAGGAUUUUGAAAUACAAUCUUUCAAAAUGUUGACACUUGCCUUUCAAAUGGAAGUACUAAACAUUUAUGAUUAUUUUUCAUCUUCAGUUCUCCCAUAGGAAAUAAAGCAUGUAGAUAUCUGAAGUUUCAGAGGACUGUUCUUAAAAUGCCCUUGUUGAUAUCUGGUUUGGCUGUUUUGUUUUAGAAAAAUAGUCAUGCAUGAGAAUGCUGUAAGGGAGAGGAAUCAUGCAGAAUAGAUUUAUUGCUUUGUCUGACAUCCUACAGGCUUAUCCUAUGUAUCAUCUUACAGGCUGAUCAUUCUGAAUGCUUCUGUAGUUCAGACUGUCUUAUUAAAAAAAGAAAAUUACACAGCGUCAA
Molecule: messenger RNA, 4852 nt
Organism: Lagenorhynchus albirostris (white-beaked dolphin)
Lineage: Eukaryota; Metazoa; Chordata; Mammalia; Artiodactyla; Delphinidae
Gene: PDZD8
Product: PDZ domain containing 8
Exons: 5
Coding region: 201-3662 (1153 amino acids)
Biological process (GO): mitochondrial calcium ion homeostasis
Cellular component (GO): mitochondria-associated endoplasmic reticulum membrane contact site
Molecular function (GO): protein binding; lipid binding
Source: RefSeq, a predicted model, not a curated record